Molecule: messenger RNA, 1591 nt
Organism: Aphanomyces astaci
Lineage: Eukaryota; Oomycota; Saprolegniomycetes; Saprolegniales; Verrucalvaceae
Exons: 2
Coding region: 26-1510 (494 amino acids)
Molecular function (GO): hydrolase activity, hydrolyzing O-glycosyl compounds; polysaccharide binding
Source: RefSeq, a predicted model, not a curated record
GCUGUGAUGGCGUCGCAUUCUUGGAAUGGUCAUGCGUCGGUUGCAUAGCGCUGUGGCGCUCUUGGCGGUAGGGUUGGCGCCCACCGACGGCUUCUCAGGCGACGUCACUGCCUACUCGGACAAGUGGCAGGGCGGUAAUUGCGGAUUCAAUUCUGUCGGGGGGGAUGGACAGUCGUACUUUGCUGCGUUGAACGCACCGCAAUGGGGAAACAAGAUGCAAUGUGGACGCUGUGCGCGCGUCGCGUGCGUGAGUCCGGCGUGUGCAAGUCGUCCGGCCAUCAUCGUCGCGAUCACGGACCAGUGUCCGGAAUGCAAGACAGGGGAUUUGGACUUGUCCAUUCAGAGCUUCAAGGCGCUCACAGGCCACGACCCCGCACGCUACAAAAUCGACUGGCAGUUUGUCGAGUGCCCGGUCGAGUUUGUCAAGGGCAGCCUCGAGUUCGACGUGAAAGAGGGCUCGAAUGCGUUUUGGUGGGCGCUCCAACCGCGGAACUUUGCGCAGCCGAUCCGGUCCGUGGAACUGAAGGCGCAAGGGCGAGACUGGGUGACGUUGGUCGACCCAACGACUAACGGCAUUGACGCGUUCUUCUUUCUUGACCAAGACAAAGGCGGACUACCAGGUGGUCCGUGUCAAAUUCGGACGACGUCCACGUCCGGAGAAGUCCUUGUCGAGUCAUUCGAUCAGUUGCCCACCAGUGGCACCCUCUAUGGCACAAAACAGUUCACGAGAACUUCCACGACGGUGGGCCAGGAGAACCCUAACCCAUCGAGCACCACAAAAUCUCCAAGUUCUUCAAACCCUCCCAGUGCAUCAACUACUAGCACCCCCACUUCCACACGUCGUCCUGACGACUCUAUUGCUACGGCGACACAGCUCACGGCCACAACUACCCUCCCCCCCAUCACCCCCUCUUCGCCCCGUCCUUCUCCAUCAAGCGGCUACGGUGGCGGCCUACCCCACUGCAACCCGUCAACAGUAUCGUACGAACUGAAGCAAGGGCAAGGAGGAUUUGCCCUCCAAGUGUAUAUCACGGAGGCCUCCAACAACGAUUCGUGGACAGUUGACGCCACCGCUUCCGCCGUCACAACCAGCUACAUCACAGGCAUUUACGAGCCGUGGAACUGCGAGUGGUCGCGGACAAACGCAACGUUGCACUUGAAACCGGUGUCGUCCCGUCGUUCGUUUGGCGGCCCCAAUCAUGUGGGGGUGCUGGGGAAUACCACGGACGUCUUGAUCUUGACGUCCAUCACGUUCUCGACGCCGUCGGGGGCGUGCAGCAUCCCAUCCGUGGUGGGAACCAGCCCCAUUGGGUUUGCGGCGGCAGAAAUGUCGGAGGAAGGGCCAAGCGCCGGGGCCAUCGUAGGCGUCUCUGCAGCGACGAUCGGGCUUGUCGCCGCUGUGGUGAUGGUCAUCCGGGUGCGUCGGCAAGCAAAAGCAAACACGCCUGGAUUUGGGGGAAUGUUGACCCCCAUCGACUUUGCCGUGAGCACGCCCGUGGCUGUGCUAUAGCUGCCCUCUGGACACUAUUAGUACACGGUUUUGCUUUUUUAGACACAAGAAUGAUAUAUAACGAGAUCAUCUACAUGUGGA